UGUUCCAGGAAGUGUAUGGAUAACUUAGUAAUUUAUUCCUGCGUUACAGGACUAUAGAAUAUAAAACAGGACUCGCUGUCUUUAGUUUGAAAAUGGAAAUCGUUGUUGUGAAGCUAGAAGACGAGGAGAGACCGUGCACCGAAAUUAGUCCUGAAGAGGACGACAAACAGUUUUUAGCAAACACUAUUCGGUCUAUAAAAACACAGACUCAAGACAACACAUGUUUGGAAUCAAAUACCUUCGAAAAUGUCACGAUUGAACAUGAUGUCAAACCUAGAAACAUUGAAGAGAAUAAAGCGAUAUGGCGGAGACGUUCAACUCUGGUGAAUAAAAUAUCAAAGGCGAAAAAAGGAAAACGCAGAUUAGAACAAAACAUGAGAUGCAAGAAAAUAGGGAUUGAUCUGGAUGUGGGGUCAGGAUUUAAGCAAAAACUUGAUUUGCAGUUACUUACGAACGGUGUAAUGAAAGAAAUUGCAGAGUUUGCCGACGAACUUUCAACUAUUCCUCAAAAACACUACAUCGCAGAAAUUCUGGAGUACAAUUUUAAUAUUAGCUUUGAAAACAGUAAACAAAAAAAUGAAUUUGCAAAUCAAACUUGGCAGAGACUGGUUGAAUUGCAGAAACGUCACGCACAGAAGCCUUUUGAAUUAUCUAUGCUUAAUCAACCAUGGAUGCUUGGCCUAAAACCAUAUUACAUGGUUACAAAGACUUCCAGUCAGAGAGACCCUAUUAGAGAUUCUGGAAUCAUCACCUCAGAGCAUCUGGGGUAUGCUGAAAUCUGUGUUGAAAGUGAGUCUGACAUGAUGGCCAACCAGGACAUCAAGGUGGAGAAAUUCUAUACUGUGUCAGAAGAGACCAGGGCAGACCUCUACCCCCUGUGUCAGGAAAUUGGUCUGGACCUUGAUGUGACAUAUAAAGGUUGGUGUCAAGAGAAACUUGACAUGGAUGUUUUAACAAAAGGGGUUAUGAUUGAGGUGGCCAAGUAUACAAAAAAACUGUGUGGGACAUACAAGCAGAUAGUCCUUGACAUCUUGGAACACAAUUUUGAUAUUGAUUUGCAAACUGUGGACUCUGAGCUCUUUAGAAGAAUUCUCUACCACUUCUAUGCAGGACGUUUGAAUAAAAAACAACGUGGUCAGGCAUGGUAUGAAACAGCCAUCUCGUUGCAAAAAUUUAGAAAGUGGGAUCGUAAAUUGGCACCAGCUGUUUCUAAAAGGCAGUCGGAACGACAGAAAAAGAGACAACUGUCUGCUGCUGAUGGUGAUGAAAAGAAAAGGGAGUCAGUUACUCAAUCUGCAGGAACGUCUGAGAGAAAUUUCAAGAAGCGGACAUGUAAGUUCAGCAGCUUCGAAAGGACCGACCAAUAUAACAAUGAAACUGCAGAUGUUGGCCAAAUGGAUGGCCUAGGCUACAUGUACUCAUUGGAGAACCCUGGUCUUGAACCUUCACUAACAGUCGUUUGUCCUGCUGGUGGUGGACACGUAUCCUCUCCUGCCCCUUCCCUGACACCAUCUUAUGACACUCACACUGCCUUGUGUGCUGAAGAAGUGAAGCUGCAAGACAAUAACAAUAUGAAGGCAAGGUUUGAUUACUAUCCAUUUUGUGAACAAUCAGGCAUAGACCUUGAUGUAUAUUCAAAACUAGAAUCCAAAGAGAAACGUGAUUUGCAGUUUCUGACGAAUGGUGUGAUGUUCGAGAUUCAUAAAUAUGUUAAUAGAAACAGAAAGAAGAAGGGCUAUUUACGCUUUCUAUAUGAUAUUUUGGAGUACAACUUUGAUAUGAGUUUCCACAAUCAGAAGUGGCCUUUUUUUAUUACCCGUUUACUGUCAGAUGUUAAACGACUGGCGAAAAAAUAUAACUAUGCCGUGGUCAUCAACCCAAGUCAUGCCAUUAAUGUGUUUGCACUAUACUCAAAAAUACCAACAGUAAGAAAGAAAAAGGAGAUGGUUACUCUACCUGCAAGAACGUCUGAGAGAAUUUUCAAGAAGACCUGUAAAUUGAGCAACUUUGAAAGGACCAACCCAUGUACAGAUGGAACUGCAGAUAUUGGCCAAAUGGAUGACCUAGGCUACAUGUGCUCACUGGAGAACCCUGGUCUUGAACCUUUGCUUACAGAGCAAGCAAACGUGUCAUGAUUUGUGUCCCACAACCCAAGGUGAUGAUGGAUUUGCUACCACAGAUGCCAGAACUAGGUAUUACUAGUCACUUUUAAAAUGUGUAUGAACAUUUCUACAAAAACAAACAUGAUACCAAGUUCUUAGGGGAUUUAUUCUAGCCUGAUAUUGAAACCUAAAGAUGUGAUAAGGUCUGUGGUCAUUGUAAGUGACUGCCCAUUGUAAUUGUUUCUUGAAAUGGCCAAGUAGAAACUGAGAGCUAUAUUGAAAGAAAGCAAUUUUGCUUAAUUUUAUGUUUUCAUUUUGAAUAAAUUUACAAAUAACUUUGUCAGAAUCUUUUUCCUAGUUUUUGAUUCCCCACAUUGCAGGGUUUAAAUGCAGGAACAUUUUAAGGUUUGACCAUGUAAGAAUAUUGCAGCAUCUUUCUUCAGUUGUAAAUUCUUCCCUGAACAAUUUGGGGUUGACAAAGAGUAGUGUUUAUAUCUUGGGGUUUUCUAGAAGAACAUUCAAUCGAAGUUUUGUGUCAAUGACAUGAAGAUCUUAGUUGUAGAGAACGUUUUGAAUCAUUUAUAUUUCUAUCAUUGGUCAAUGGCCAGAUGAAAUAGUUUUUAAGCAGUAUGUACCUCCAGCCUUUAGGUGGCAGUAUGGUAAUAUCCCUGCUCGUUACAACAGGAACACCAGCAUUGGGCUUCCAUUGAGUUGUAACUGGCAUCUGCUAGGAAUUUUGAAAGCCAGAAACCUUUUGUUUUGAUUUGUAAUAAAAAGUUAACCUUA
Molecule: messenger RNA, 2888 nt
Organism: Osmerus eperlanus (European smelt)
Lineage: Eukaryota; Metazoa; Chordata; Actinopteri; Osmeriformes; Osmeridae
Exons: 2
Coding region: 93-2135 (680 amino acids)
Source: RefSeq, a predicted model, not a curated record